GCUCAUCGAGAAAAAUCAUUGGUCUAGGUUGGUGAAAAUAUGGUGUGAUUUUGAUUAUUUUUGGGGCAAUUUUGUGCUUCGAAGCUUCACGUGUGUAGCAACAAUAAUCUCUUCCAUACACCUCGUUCGAUAGAUCCGCGAAAAAUCCCUGUGAAUCGAAAUUAUCUUCGAAUUAUAUCAUGGACUGCUGCGAUUUGGAGUGUCCUCUCUGUAUGGAACCUUUGGAAAUCGAUGAUGUCAACUUCUAUCCUUGUACCUGUGGUUAUCAGGUGUGUAGAUUUUGUUGGCAUCGAAUAAGGACAGAUGAGAAUGGGCUUUGUCCAGCUUGUAGAAAGCUGUACACAGAAGACCCAGCUUCAUAUGAACCCCCUUCACAAGAUGAAAUUCAAAGAAUUCUAAAAGCAAGGAAACAAAAAGAAUGUCAGAAAAAACAGAAACCUUUUGAAAACAGAAGUCACUUGGCAAAUGUCAGGGUGGUACAGAAGAGUCUGGUCUUCAUUGUUGGACUCUCAACUCGUCUGGCAAAUGCAGAGCUUCUCUCCUCACAAGAAUAUUUUGGGAAAUUUGGAAAAAUUCACAAAAUUGCAAUCAACUCCAGUACAAAUUACGCUGGUCCCCAGGGACCAAGUGCAAGUGCUUAUAUCACAUAUCAAGACGAAGAGGAUGCCUUCGAAGCUAUUCGUGCAGUCAACGAUAUUUUCUUGGAUGGCAGAGCUUUGAAAGCAUCUCUUGGAACGACAAAAUAUUGUACAAAUUUUCUAAAAAAUACGAACUGUCCUAAAACAGAUUGCAUGUACUUACAUGCGUUGGAUAACGAUGGUGCUAGUUUUACAAAAGAAGAAAUGCAAGCAGGGAAACAUAUUGAAUACGAACAGAUGUUGCUAAACAAAUACGAACAGAAAAGAAAAAUUUCAAACGAAGGAAAUGAAAGAUGGCCGUCGAGUUCCCUGGACGAAUCUUCAGAACCAGAAUGUGGGCAGAACGAAGUUCAAAGUCAAACAAAACUAAUGAAUGGAGGUAGUCCCCCUCCAGGACACCAAGCACUAACUGGGGAUAGGAGGGAUAUCAAUGAACAACAGUACGAAUCUUGGGAUGAUGAAAUAACAACACGCACCAGUCCUAACAGUUUAAGACCAAUAGGCGCCGAGCAAAGAGCUACCACGUCUGGGGCGCUUGGACAUACCACAGAUCCGUUUGUUUCCCCGUAUCGAGGUUUAGGUGACAUAAAACCUAUCACUUCAGAUUUAACUGCAGGACUGGGUUUGUCUAAUUUACAUAUUGAAGGUGGCGGUUUACAAUCAGAAGAUGAUUUGGGAUUCGAUCCUUGGAACGAAUCACACAAGGGCUUAGAGAAUCUUAUCAACGAAGAAACUGUUAAUUAUUCCGACCAAUCAAACGUCAAUGCCACGCCACAGUUUGCAAACCAUGGAAUUAUUCCUGGAUCUCGUAGUUCUCUUCCACCUCCACCAUCAAACUGUUUGCCCACUGUAGAGGAAAUGGAAUUCCUAAGGAAUUGGAAAGCUGGUUUACAGGCGCUUCUACCGAACAUUAAUAUAAGUUUCGCAGACACAUUUUCUCCUUACCAAUGGCAUCCUGGAGAUGCAAAUGGCUCAAAUUCUCUGUUAUUUAACAGUCAACAUGGUUUCAAACCUUGCAGUACCUCUAACACCCAGAUACAUGAGGGUCGUCAUAUGCGACCCCCACCAGGUUUCGAGUCACCAAAUAACUCAUUUCUCGCCGUCAGAAAUCCAACGCCAGGAUAUCACAUUUCUCAUGGCGGUGUUGGUAAUCACCGGAUGGGACAUACGAGUAAGGAUACAUCUAGGUUGAUGACAGAUUUCCACGAUGAUGCAGUGUUGGGAAUCUACGGGAGAACAGAGCCAGGAACUCCACAAACUAACAUAGGACCUCUCAAUUCAAAGUUUCCCACAGAUUUCGGUUCCCAGACGACAGAUAAGUUCUAUUCAUCAAAUCUUCACUCACAGAAUAAAAUUGAAAUGGCUAGAAAUAGUUCCCGCAGAGAAAUACCGCGUAGAACGUGAUAAUCAAUAAUAACAGCUGCCAGCAUUUUGCCAUUCUAGUAUUAAGGUUAUAACAUUCAAGGUUGAUAUUAUUACUAUACCUAAUAAAGGCUUCCAUGAGAGUUCACCAUUUCACAUUUCUUAUGAAUCCUGGUUUCUAUUUUGUCGUAAUUGUCGUGAUCAUGUCGUUUUCACAUAUAUAGUACUAGGUGUACAAAUAUGAACCUCAAGGAAUGGCAAAUGCUGGAAGUUAAAUACAUUGAUUUCCUGUUAACGAGACUAAAGUUCCGGAAUCAAACAGACAAAUGAAUAGACCAUGACUUUUUAAGUCGUUGGUAAUGAUAAUAAAUAAAAUAUAUUUCUUACUUGUCGUCUGCAUUCCUUUAGGAUAGAGGCAGUGG
Dendronephthya gigantea is the source of this 2422-nucleotide messenger RNA. RefSeq names its product CCR4-NOT transcription complex subunit 4-like. Gene Ontology annotation, biological process: protein ubiquitination. The transcript has 24 exons. The record is from RefSeq and is a predicted model, not a curated record. Gene Ontology annotation, cellular component: CCR4-NOT complex. Gene Ontology annotation, molecular function: RNA binding; ubiquitin-protein transferase activity; metal ion binding. The coding region runs from base 180 to 2042 and encodes 620 amino acids. NCBI's taxonomy places the organism in Eukaryota, Metazoa, Cnidaria, Anthozoa, Malacalcyonacea, Nephtheidae.